UCCUUCUAGGAUCUCCGCCUGGUUUGGCCCGCCUGCCUCCACUCCUGCCUCCACCAUGUCCAUCAGGGUGACCCAAAAGUCCUACAAGUUGUCCACCUCUGGUCCCCGGGCCUUCAGCAGCCACUCCUACUCGAGUGGGCCCGGUGCCUGCAUCAGCUCCUUGAGCUUCUCCCAAGUGGGCAGCAGCAGCUUUCGGGGUGGCCUGGGUGGCGGUUAUGGUGGCGCCAGCGGCAUGGGAGGCAUCACCGCAGUCAUGGUAAACCAGAACCUGCUGAGCCCCCUUGUCCUGGAGGUGGACCCCAACAUCCAGGCCGUGUGCACCCAGGAGAAGGAGCAGAUCAAGACCCUCAACAACAAGUUUGCCUCCUUCAUAGACAAGGUACGGUUCCUGGAGCAGCAGAACAAGAUGCCGGAGACCAAGUGGAGCCUCCUGCAGCAGCAGAAGACGGCUCGGAGCAACAUGGACAACAAGUUCGAGAGCUACAUCAACAACCUUAGGCGGCAGCUGGAGACUCUGGGCCAGGAGAAGCUGAAGCUGGAGGCGGAACUUGGCAACAUCCAGGGGCUGGUGGAGGCCUUCAAGAACAAGUAUGAGGAUGAGAUCAAUAAGCGUACAAAGAUGGAGAAUGAAUUUGUGCUCACCAAGAAGGAUGUGGAUGAAGCUUACAUGAACAAGGUAGAGCUGGAGUCUCGCCUGGAAGGGCUGACUGAAGAGAUCAGCUUCCUCAGGCAGCUGUAUGAAGAGGAGAUCCGGGAGCUGCAGUCCCAGAUCUCAGACACAUCUGUGGUGCUGUCCAUGGACAACAGCCACUCCCUGGACAUGGACAGCGUCAUUGCUGAGGUCAAGGCACAGUACGAGGAGACCGCCAACCGCAGCCAGGCUGAGGCUGAGAGCAUGUACCAGAUCAAGAAUGAGGAGCUGCAAAGCCUGGCUGGGAAGCACAGGGAUGACCUGUGGCGCACAAAGACUGAGAUCUCCGAGAUAAACCGGAACAUCAGCCGGCUCCAGGCUGAGAUUGAGGGCCCCAAAGGCCAGAGGGCUUCCCUGGAGGCCGCCAUUGCAGAUGCCCAGCAGCGCGGAGAGCUGACUAUUAAGUAUGCCAACGCCAAGUUGUCCGAGCUGGAGGCCGCCCUGCAGCGGGCCAAGCGGGACAUGUUGCGGCAGCUGUGUGAGUACCAGGAGCUGAGGAACGUCAAGCUGGUCCUAGACGUCGAGAUCGCCACCUACAGGAAGCUGCUGGAGGGCGAGGAGAGCCGGCUGGAGUCUGGGAUGCAGAACAUGAGUAUUCAUACGAAGACCACCAGCGGCUAUGCAGGUGGUCUGAGCUCGGCCUUUGGGGGCCUCACAAGCCCCAGCCUCAGCUGUGGCCUGGGCUCCAGCUUUGGCUCUGGUGCGGGCUCCAGCUCCUUCAGCCGCACCAGCUCCUCGAGGGCCGUGGUUGUGAAGAAGAUCGAGACACGUGAUAGGAAGCUGGUGUCCGAGUCCUCCGACUCCUGCCCAAGUGAACAGCUGCGGCAGCCCCUCCCAGCCUGCCCCUUCUGCGCUGCCCCAGAAGGAUUCCAAGGUGGGCAUCAGUCCUUCACCUCAGAGUCGGCUGUGGGCUCUGCACCCAGUCUAGGCCGGGGCUCUGAGCUCCUCUCGACCGCCGGUACUGACUCUGGCCACCAGAGGGCACUCUUGCCUUGUGGAGACCAACAGUCUUCUGAGUCCGAGGAACCUGGUUCCCAUCUUUGCCAGAACAUCUGGAUUUGCUGA
Messenger RNA from Gorilla gorilla gorilla (western lowland gorilla), 1756 nucleotides. RefSeq names its product keratin, type II cytoskeletal 8-like. Lineage: Eukaryota; Metazoa; Chordata; Mammalia; Primates; Hominidae. Gene Ontology annotation, cellular component: keratin filament. The record is from RefSeq and is a predicted model, not a curated record.